This is a messenger RNA of Hansenula anomala, 2140 nucleotides long. RefSeq names its product phosphopantothenoylcysteine decarboxylase complex subunit CAB3. The record is from RefSeq and is a predicted model, not a curated record. The coding region runs from base 376 to 2127 and encodes 583 amino acids. Gene Ontology annotation, cellular component: phosphopantothenoylcysteine decarboxylase complex. NCBI's taxonomy places the organism in Eukaryota, Fungi, Ascomycota, Saccharomycetes, Phaffomycetales, Wickerhamomycetaceae. Gene Ontology annotation, biological process: coenzyme A biosynthetic process. Gene Ontology annotation, molecular function: FMN binding; phosphopantothenoylcysteine decarboxylase activity. The transcript has a single exon.
CUACUUCACGCUGACAACUGGAUCUACUCACAUUGUUACAGAGAGAGAAUUAGAGUAACUGUUCCAAAGCAAGCUCACACUGCUUUUGUUCAAAGAACUGUUCGGUUUUCUUUGAAAGUCAUUGGGUUACAAUUCGCAGAGUAUCUUCACAUUGUGGGUAUUCUUUGUUUGGUGGGUGAUUCAACUGUGCUCUUCCUUCCUUCAGUUCAAGAUCAGAUAAACUGCUAUCGAAAGAUCAACAAGGCGCUUUUGAGCAAGAAGAAGUUAGUGGUGUAUUCAACUGUUUGAAAAGUUUUUAUCAAGUAUCAACAUCUUACUAUUCAUUGAAGUGGUUUAACCGCCAUUGGAAAAGACAAUAAUAAUAUUUAUCCAAAAAUGCCAGAUCAAUCAGAACAACAGCAACAACAACACUCUGGGGUUGCCUCCCAAGAUUCAGAUCCUCGUUCACCUCAAGCUCAAAAUAAACCUGCUCUUUCUAUUCUCAAUAAGUCAAACUCAUCACCGGUAAAAUCACAAAUUGCAAAUGAGAAUCAAAUCAAAAGGUCAAACAACUUGAAACUAAACACCACAAGCUCUGGUCCAGCAAAUUCAUCAACUAUUUCAACACCAGAUAUGAUAACUCCAACACGCCCUUCGGUUGUUCCUACGCAAUUUCCAACUGUUGCCAGUGAUGUUCCUGGCUCAAAUAAAUAUGGAUCUGUCUCUUUUACUGUUCCUGACCAAACGGAAAAGUCACAUAGAGGGUCAAUCAGUGCAAGACCUUCAUCAGUUCAAAUUAAUACACUGGGCCAGCCUAUCCAAACUCAAAAGGUCACACAACCUGUCCAACAACAUCAUCCUACAUCUGCUACAACUAUCAAAACUCCAACAGCAACAACAACGACAAAUGAAACACUCAGCAAAGUUAGCUCACCAUCUCAAGGAAAUGUGUCUAGACAGCCUUCAAUCACAAACAGCAUACCACAGGUUGUAUCAUCAAGAAACCCUAGCAUUUCCAGUAUCUCCAACCCUUCUGCUAAUUCUUCGAGACAAAAUUCUAACACAAAUACUGAUUUCAUUAACUUCACUGCUAAUACAUUCUCAAACUAUCAUAACUAUCCACAACAUAAUAUCACAAGAGUUAAAUCACCUGAAUCAAUUAAUAGAAAUCAAAGCACCUCACCAACCUCUCACGAACGCGGUCCUUCACCACCUGUGCCACAGCCUAUUGCAAUCCCUAAAAAACCAAAGGAGAAACAAGUUAAAGCUGUUAUAGGAACACCAACUACACAAGUUCCAUUUUAUGAAUUUUUUCAAAAACAAGAUGAUCAAAAAAUUCAUAUUUUAAUUGGUGCUACAGGUUCGGUUGCCACUAUAAAAGUCCCAUUAAUUAUUGAUAAACUAUAUAAAACAUUUGGGGCUUCAAAAGUCUCAAUCCAGCUCGUUGUUACAAAGGCGGCUGAAUAUUUUUUGAAAGGUUUGAAGCUUAACUCAGAAGUCAAAAUUUGGAGAGAUGAAGAAGAAUGGUUUGGUUAUAAAAAGAUUGGUGAUCCAGUUCUUCAUACUGAAUUAAGAAAAUGGGCUGAUAUAUUGUUGAUAAGUCCUUUGAGUGCUAAUACUUUAGCAAAAAUCUCAAAUGGUAUUUGUGAUAACCUAUUAACUGCCAUCAUAAGAAGUUGGAAUCCAGCUACUCCAAUUCUUGUUGCCCCUGCUAUGAAUACAUUUAUGUAUACACAUCCUGUUACUAAAAAACAUUUGAAUUCGAUUCAAGAAGACUCCCCAUGGAUUGAAAUUUUGAAACCGGUCGAGAAGGUUCUAGUUUGUGGUGAUAUUGGUAUGGGUGGUAUGAGAGAAUGGAGUGAUAUUGUGGAAAUUUUGGUGAAGAAAUUGAAAGAAAUACAGAAAUCGAGAGCUGAUGAUGAUUCCAAAAAGGCACAGACGGAAAAUGGUGAAAAUAAUGGUGAAGAUGAAGAUGAGGACAACGAGGAUGAAGAUGAUGACGAGGAUGAUGAAGAUGAUGAUGACGACGACGACGACGAUGAUGAUGAUGAUGAUGAUGACGACGAGGAUGAAGACGCAGUUCAAGAAUUACCAAAUGAUGAAACUUUGCAAGGCCUUAGAGAUAAUGGUACUUCAAUUUCCCAAUAGAAAUAGCACAUAA